UCCUUCAACGUAGGGGAAGCUUGCUAAUUUGCUCCAUCUGGAUAGCGCUACUACAAUCGAUCAAUUUCUGCGGCCGAGCUUGUAUUGAUACUCACGCAAGCUGAUUGAGGAAAAGCACAGCGCCCUCGCAUUCUUCGGUCUUGUUUCCGACCCGUGGACCAGAAAUAGAGGAAUAUAAAGAUGGACAAGAUUUUUCGUCCGCUGUCUAAGCAGUUAAUGCGACGGCCUCGUUAUUUAUACGCUAUGCCUUCUCAUACCUACCCCCAAAGGCUCUACACCACAGGGUACACUGUACCUCCGUUGAAAGAUAAGUCUUUGUUUAUUCAGAAAGCCUUCGUCAAUGGUGAAUGGGUAGAUGCGGAAUCCGGAAAAACAUUCGAGGUCCACGAUCCUGCUACGGGGAAACUUAUUGGAACAUGCCCGGAAUUUAGCGCAUCUGACACAGAGAAAGCCAUCCAGGCGGCCAGCGCGGCCUUCCCUAAGUUUCGUGCAACUCUCGCCCGUGAGCGAGCUCGGAUGCUCCGACGGUGGUACCAGCUUAUGGUAGACAAUGCCGAAGAUCUGGCAACACUUAUUACGUGGGAGAACGGAAAGCCGCUCGCAGACGCCAAAGGAGAAGUGAAUUACGCCGCUAGCUUCUUCGAAUGGUUCAGCGAGGAGGCUCCUCGCACCUACGGCGACACUAUCCCGGCUUCUGUACCUGGUAACCGCGUAAUCACCGUUAAACAGCCUGUCGGCGUUUGCGGUCUGAUUACGCCCUGGAACUUCCCAGCUGCCAUGAUCACACGCAAGAUUGGACCUGCUCUUGCUGCCGGCUGCACUGUAGUCACAAAGUCACCGGGAGAGACUCCCUUCACUGCCAACGCUCUCGCAGAACUGGCAAACCGCGCUGGUAUCCCCAAGGGAGUUGUCAAUAUCGUUACAGCCAUGAAGAACACCCCCGAAGUGGGCGAGAUGAUCACCACACACCCAGACAUCCGCAAGGUCUCUUUCACUGGCUCAACAAACGUUGGCAGACUCUUGAUGAAACAAUCAUCCUCAACUAUCAAGAAGGUCUCCUGGGAACUCGGCGGCAACGCCCCCUUCAUCGUCUUCGACGACGUCGAGGACCUCGAUGCCGCUGUUACCGGAGCAAUUGCCUCCAAAUUCAGAAGCUCCGGUCAAACUUGCGUUUGCGCUAACCGAAUCUAUGUGCAAAAGGGCAUUUACGACGAAUUCGUCCAGAAGUUUGUCGAGAAGGUCAGAAACUUCAAAGUCGGUGCUGGCUUCGAAGAUGGUGUUACCCACGGCCCGGUUAUUCAUGAUCGUGCAGUCGACAAGGUUGACCAGCACGUUCAGGACGCCAUCUCAAAGGGUGCCAAGCUUAUUGCUGGUGGCCAGAGACGUUCUGACUUGGGUCCCAACUUCUAUGACCUUACAGUCCUUGCGAACAUGACCAAGGAUAUGAAGAUUGCCUCGGAGGAGACCUUCGGGCCUGUGGCUGGACUGUUCCCGUUCGAGACUGAGAAGGAAGUUGUCGAGCUGGCUAACAAGGCUGAGGUCGGUCUGGCUGGAUACUUCUUUAGCGGCAACAUUAAGCGCAUUUUCCGCGUGGCUGAAGCUCUGGAGGUUGGUAUGGUUGGUGUUAACACUGGUUUGAUUAGUGAUGUUGCGUCUCCAUUCGGUGGUGUCAAGCAAAGUGGCUUUGGUCGUGAAGGUAGCAAGUAUGGUAUUGAGGAGUUCAUGACAAUUAAGAGUGUUACUUUUGGUGGGAUGGGUGAGCCUUUGCAGUCGUGA
Aspergillus nidulans FGSC A4 is the source of this 1776-nucleotide messenger RNA. Its product is annotated as NAD-dependent succinate-semialdehyde dehydrogenase. NCBI's taxonomy places the organism in Eukaryota, Fungi, Ascomycota, Eurotiomycetes, Eurotiales, Aspergillaceae. Gene Ontology annotation, molecular function: oxidoreductase activity; succinate-semialdehyde dehydrogenase (NAD+) activity; succinate-semialdehyde dehydrogenase [NAD(P)+] activity. Gene Ontology annotation, biological process: GABA catabolic process. Bases 181 to 1776 code for a protein of 531 amino acids. The record is from RefSeq and is a predicted model, not a curated record. The transcript has 4 exons.